Durio zibethinus is the source of this 1672-nucleotide messenger RNA. RefSeq lists its product as uncharacterized. Gene Ontology annotation, cellular component: membrane. The record is from RefSeq and is a predicted model, not a curated record. NCBI's taxonomy places the organism in Eukaryota, Viridiplantae, Streptophyta, Magnoliopsida, Malvales, Malvaceae. Gene Ontology annotation, molecular function: protein binding.
AUGAAAGGUGAGUGGAAUGUUGUUCUAAAGUUAUACGAGACCCAUCCAGAGGUUCGUGUGGCCGAGAUCAUCAGAUCAGGGGACACGGCAUUGCACAUUGCCGUCUCCAAUAUCCAAGAAGACAUUGUAGAAGAGCUGGUAGAUUUGAUUUCCAUGCAGACUGAAUACAAGAAGUCUCUGGAAAUCAGAAACGACCAGGGGAAUACUCCUCUGCACAUUGCAGCUUCGCUAGGGAAUGUGAAGAUGUGCAAAUGCAUUGCGCAAGCAGACUCAUCGUUAUUGAAAAUUCAUAACAAUGAUGGAGAAACCCCUCUAUUCGUGGCCGCUCACCAUGGCAAAAAGAAUGCUUUCCUUUGCCUUAACUCUUACUGCCGAAAAGAAGAAGGCUAUUCUUAUUGCAGAAGGAAGGAUGGUGAAAAUGUUCUUCACUGUGCCAUCUCUGGAGACUAUUUUGAUUUGGCAUUUCAAAUCGUUCAUCUUUAUAAAGAUCUUAUCAACAAUGUAAACGAGAAUGGAAUAUCACCCCUCCAUCUCCUUGCUAGCAAGCCUACUGCCUUCAGAAGUGGUAGCCAUAUUGGUGGUUGCAGUCAGCUCAUUUACUAUUGUAUAUUUGUGGAUCAGCUUAAGGUGGAAUCAUCUUUUCAACAAUCUUCAAGCGAUUUUCAAUCCAAGAAGUUUAGGGAAAAGAUGAAAGUUAGUUGUCCAGACAAUUAUCAAACAUGCAUGCACUUGUUUCACUUGCUAAAGCAGCUGGUUCAAGUAGUGACAAAACGUUCACAUAACAAAAGACAACGAGGAGAUGCAAAUGAAAAUCCUGAAGAGCCUAAUGUUACCUCUGAGGUAGGAUCAAAAGGAGACAAAAUACCCCAUAGAGAUGGAUAUCAAUUCUUUCCUCCCAAUUAUGGCACCUUGAUUGAUUUUGUCAAGCUGUUAUCGAAGGCAAUGUUAGUUAUACUAGGACUGGGAUCAAGAAGAAUAAGGAAGCUAAGGGAGAAGAAAGAGAAGCAUACUUGGGCUGUCCAGCUCAUGAAUGUACUUCUAGAACAUGCUUCUCUGUUCCAGUAUGAAGACAAUGGCUGUAGGCCUCAGCUAUCAUUAUAUGAUGCCGAUGAGACAAAGCCGUAUGAAUUCACUGAAGGUGCUGAUGUUAAAAUGCCUACCUCUAGCGAUGAGUCAGACACAGCUAAACAAAAUGAUCAAAGUAAGGAAAAAACUUUCGAAGGAGAGAAGGAGAAAACCAAAGACUUGACAAAGAAGACCAAAGACUUGACAAAAAGAGAGACACCCAUAUUAAUUGCAGCAAAGAGCGGAAUCACUGAAAUGGUGGAGCAAAUCCUAUAUCUUUUUCCGGUGGCAAUCCAUGACAUGAACUCAGACAAGAAGAACAUAGUCUUGUUGGCGGUGGAGAACAGGCAACCGCACGUUUACAAGUUCUUGCUAAAGAAAAAUAUCAUGAAAGAUAGCGCCUUCCGAGCGGUGGAUCAGAAUGGAAAUAGUGCAUUGCACCUAGCCGCAAUGCUAGGGGAUCAUAAGCCUUGGCUCAUCCCUGGGGCUGCUUUACAAAUGCAAUGGGAAAUCAAGUGGUAUAAGGUAUAAAUAUGAUCACAUAAACUUAGCAUUUGGUAAUAAAAAUUAUAUCUAAUUUAUUGUAUUACCAAUGACACCAUGAGCA